AUGGAAGCUAAAGGUUCUGAAAGACGUUACAACACUAGAUUUCGAGGAGUUCCUAGAUCCAUCUUUACAUAUUCAAGAAAGAAAUCUAGUUCAAAAUCAAAUGAGGAAGUCCAGUCACGUUCAGAUCUUCGAAAUGAUUUUAUUUACACAAAAUUGGGUAAAAAGCCUGCUACUUAUAGCAGAGAUGAUUCCAUUGCUCCUCCUAAAGUCAAAAUCAAGUUGGAAACAGUAUCAAAUGCAGUUAAACAGGAAAAGGAGACGACAGAAGAAGAACCAAUUGCGAAUCUUAUCCCAAAUGGCACCCACAAACCCUCUGUUAAAAUUAAUAACUCACGUGAGAGCAACCCCGAAAUUAACAGUUCAAUGCCUAUCAAAAUUGAAGUCAGUAAGUCCCCUGAUCUCAGCAUUGAAGUUAACAACUCGCCUGUCAUCAAAACUGAAGUUAAUGAGGAGUCGUCUCCUGAAUUGUCCCCUAAAUCGGGAAAAGAAAUUGAUGGAGUCUUUUUUGAAAAGAGCUCUGAUGCUGAUGAUAUUCAUUCCACAUUCAAUAAUGGCACAAAAUCACCAUGGAUCAUGUCCAAGGAGAAACUCAGUUGGAAUAACUCCAACGUUGCAAGCUAUAAUCCCAAAACCAAAAUGUUUCGUUGUGUAGUUUGCCAUGCCGUUGGCUUUAUGUCGAGGAUCGGGGAACACUACUUGGGUACUCAUUGCAAUGCUAAAGUUUUUCAUUGUCCGCAGUGCUCUUAUUGCAGUGCUUGGUGGCGUUGCGUACGUAAUCAUAUGAGCAAAAAUCAUGGAGUCUCGAAUGCUCCGGCUUCGAUGUGGAAAAAUCAGCCGCUUUUAGACGAAAUAAUGCAAAUUUUACAAAAUUUGAAGUAUAGUGUAGACUGUGAAGACAGAGUGGAAAGAGUUGCUGAGAACUGUGGUAAACGGUACAUUUGUCCUAAAUGUCCGUAUGCUACAGAUCGACGAGAUCUUUAUAAUCGACAUGAAAAUAUUCAUCGCGAAGAAAAGCCAUUUCAGUGUUAUAUUUGUUAUAAAUUGUUUAAUCGUGCCGACCAUGUAAAGAAACAUUUUUGUCGCAUCCAUAAAGAGUUCAAUUACGAUAUCAAUUUAAUUCGACGCUUGCCUUCAAAAAGGAGCCGAAUACCCAUAAGUCCUUCUCUAAAUGGUGGAAGUUCUAGCUUAAGCCAAGAAAUGAAUUCAUCAUACAGUGAUAUGAUUACUAAAUCUUCAGCACAUGUACCGGUGACACAAUCUCAAUUGUUAAAUUGUUUAACGGGCUCGCCUACAAUGGUGAGACUGAGCCGUGAGGUUGAUCAAAUACCUGAAAAGGAAGUUAAUUUGUAUGAGACGAAAAAUGAUAACACUUUCAACAAAUCGCACAGCAAUUUAUUAACUUUUCUGACACAGAAUGCUUUUUCGCCAAAACCCAUACACAAGUCAGGUCCGGUGCGUAAUCCAGAACCCCCGAAAGACAUUCUCCAAGAAGCCCUCAUGAAACCUCUAGGCUUUUCAUCACUUCAAAGCACUACACCAAAGAAGUUUAACUGUGCAUAUUGUCCAUGGACUGGCCCGAAUGCAUGGGCCUUGCGCAUACACACCUCAAUGCAUUAUAAAACAUUUUGUGUUCUUUGUAACUUCAAAUCUAGCGAAGCUAGUGACUUGGAAAAUCACAUGUGGGAAUGCCACAAGAAGAAGACAUGUAGCAAAUGCAAUUUCCUUGCUGAUAGUGUAGGAGCUUUAGAUACCCAUAUGAAAGAAGCUCAUGGACAAAAGCCUCAGUUUUCAUGUCGACAUUGCUCCCAAUCAUUCGAAGUGCGGUCCGACAUGGAAGCUCAUUGCAUCUUCAUUCAUAAUCAAGUUCUGCAAGAGUGUAAGAAAAAUGGUUGUGAUUUUUGUACCACUGAUCCCGAUAUUCUGGGAACUCAUAAAAAAGAAAACCAUAGCUCACCUUCUACAUCUACAACUCAAGAUACGAGUGCCUCUAGAACCCUGUGCCUCUACUGUGGGUGUGAUUUUGCCGAUCCUGCAUCACUCUCUCUGCAUGAAGAAGUCUUUCACGAGAAUCCUCUCCAGAAAGCAAGCAAGCGCCCUCUCAACCCUUAUGGCUGUGCAGUGUGCGGCUAUUCCACCCCCAAGCAGCCCAUGAUGAUGGAGCACAUGCGGAUCCACACCGGCCAAUCUCUGCGUUGCCAGGCCGGGGAAGGAUGCCUGUUCUCAACGCCAUACGAUACAGUUCUCAGGGAGCACGUGCUACAGAGUCACAGUAACGACGACGGCAUAGUCAGGUGUCCUCACUGUGGCUUCCGAUGCAGCACACGCUUUUCGUUCGUCACCCAUUACAAGGAGCUCCAUCACCCAUUCUGUUGCCAGCUUUGCGAGGACAUUGAGCACAAGCAUUUUGUACAACCCUUCGCCAACUCUUACCUGGAAUCUUCCAUCAAGGCCAUGUUCCCCUUCGCGAAGCAAGUGAACUCGGCCUCGAUCGCCGAGAUGAAAUCUUUGGAUGACUCCGGCAGGCGUUCUCGCAAGCAGAUGCAACCGCGGAAAGUCUUGGUCCAUGAAGAGACCGGCGAAGAACAACCAGUCGCCAAGCGAAACGCAAAACGUUCUAGCUCUAGAAACAGAGAGAGAGAUAGAUUUAUAUCUUUGUAUUCGAAAAAAGUUAGGAAGAUAGCUCAAAUGCCUCUUUUAAAGUGUAGGUUUUGUGUCAAAUGUCCGAUAUUUUUUAGGCAUAAACGUAACUAUUUACUUCAUAGACAUUGGCAUAGUUUGAAAAAACAUCAAUGUAACAAGUGCAUUCAAACAUUUUGCCAUCGGUACCAGGUGCUUAUACAUCAGAGAGAACAUAACGAAACAUUGAAUGAAGCCUCUUAGCAUAAAACUGUAAAUAUUUUUUUCCCUAACAAUUGAUAUGUUAGUUUUGAAUAUUUGGGGAUGAUAUAGCAAUGGUUUCUUUUUUUUCUUUGCAGAGCAAACAGCAACAGUGUUUUGUUACUGGAACCAAGUGUGUUCCAGGUUUUGAAAUUUUGGUUAUAUGGUAUCUGUGGUGUUAGUCUAAAGCUGGUGGUUGUUAUGUUUUAUGUUGAAAAAUUUAUGAUGAAGUGCACUGUUAAGUUUCAUCGAAAGAACGCCUAAUCAUGUGCAUGUUUGUGUGUUGAUGUUUGGCAUGUGAUAAUUUCCAGGAUCCUGCUGUUUGCAAUUGUGAUAAUUUUCUGGCCUGGAAUAAAAAAUGAUUAAUUUCUCAAUUAUAUAAAAAUUAUAAAAAAUAUUGAAUUAAAAGAUUAUAACUGAAAUUUGUAUUUACACUUAUUGUACACUGCCAGCAGAACACUGUUCUGAUUGUUGCUGUGAUCAGGGGCCGUAAUCUUGUUUCACUUAGUGUGAUUCACUUCAUUUUGUGUAAAUGAGCCCUAUAGAUCACUUGGUAA
Messenger RNA from Uloborus diversus, 3434 nucleotides. RefSeq names its product zinc finger protein 26-like. Gene Ontology annotation, biological process: regulation of transcription by RNA polymerase II. The record is from RefSeq and is a predicted model, not a curated record. Gene Ontology annotation, cellular component: nucleus. The transcript is spliced from 3 exons. The coding region runs from base 1 to 2880 and encodes 959 amino acids. Gene Ontology annotation, molecular function: RNA polymerase II transcription regulatory region sequence-specific DNA binding; DNA-binding transcription factor activity, RNA polymerase II-specific. Lineage: Eukaryota; Metazoa; Arthropoda; Arachnida; Araneae; Uloboridae.